UAUGCGGGGGUGUAGUACGGAUGGAAGCAAAAGAGAUCUGAUUGGAAGGAUGUUUGGAAGGAGGGGAAUGAACGUGUUAGCACUGAGUGAGACAAAGAUGAGAGGGAAGGGUGAGUGUGUGUUUGGAAGUGUGAGUGGGAGAAUGUCUGGUGUAGAGAGCGGGAGAGCAAGAGAAGGCGUGGCUUUACUGGUGAGCUGUGAGGUGAGACGAUGUGUGGUUGAAUGGAAGGAGGUUUCACCAAGACUGAUGUGUGUGAAAGUGAAAUUUCUGAAGGAGUUUUGGGUGUUCGUGAGUGCAUAUGGUCCUGGCAGUGAGAGGAAUGAAGAGGAGAGAGUGACCUUCUGGAACGACUUGGAUGAGUGCUUGCAAGGAUUUGGAGCAAAUGUGAAUGUAGUACUGAUGGGAGAUCUGAAUGCUAGAGUGGGUGAUGAGAAAUUUGAGGGUGUUGUUGGCGGGCAUGGUGUUCCUGGAAAGAAUGAUAAUGGUGAGAGACUGAUAGGAAUGUGCACUGAAAGAGAGAUGGUGAUUGGGAAUACAUGGUUCAGAAAGAAAGAGAUCCAUAAGUAUACGUGGGUGAGGCAGAGGGGUGGAAGAGUGAUUGAUAAAGCACUGAUGGAUUAUGUGGUGGUUUCAAAGGUUGCAUGUAGUAGAUUGCUGGAUGUAAGUGUGAGGAGGGGAGAGAGUGGAGGUAUGUCUGAUCACUAUUUGGUGGAAGGAACGUUGCGUGUGGGUAUGCCAUGGGUGAGAUCGAGAAAGAGUGAGGAGGCAAGAGAAGUUCUGAGAGUGAGUGUUUUGAAGAACAGAGAGAAAAUGUGUGAGUAUCAGAAGGAAUUAGGUGGCAAUUGGAAUAUGGUGAAGGAGCAAAUGGUUGUUGGAGUGGAGGAAGAAUGGCAACAGUUCAAGAGUGCAGUGGUUGGAUGUGCAGAGGAAGUGUGUGGUGUGAGACGUGUUGGGGGUGGUGUAAGAAAGGGAAGUGAAUGGUGGUGCGAGGAUUUAAGGUUGGCUGUAGCUGAGAAGAGAUGUGCGUAUGAAGUACGGCUGCAGAGAAAGGAUAGGGAGUCAUAUGAGUCUUAUAAGGAGAAGAAAAGGGAUGCUAAGAGAGCUGUGCGAGAGGCAAGAGCGGCUGCGGACGAAAGUCUUUUGUUGGACCGGACAGAAAAGAAAAGAAGGAAAGAAGAGAGAGGGAUGCCAGGGGUGUGUCAUGGUGCCUCUGUCCUCCUCCUCCCAGCUCUGCUCUGCUCCUGACUCACAGCUGUGACUACUCACAUCAUCAAGACACCUGCUUCAUAAGGAGACCCAGCUCCAGCAUUCUUCACCAGUUUGUUAACCCAGAUGGUUUACCUCAUGCCACGAGAGUCACCUGAGUCUAAUACCACCUCGAGCAGCAGCAUCAUUCCUCUCACGCUGACACCUUUCACCUUCAAGAGCCACAGCCUCUGUGCUCCUCAAGAGCUCCAGCCAUGAAAUUCAUCAAGAACUCCAGCCUCGCCUCUCAUUAGAACCACAGCCACGCCACUUAUCCUGAACUCCAGUCUCACCUUGAGAAGCACAGCCAUGCUCCUCACCUCGAGCGCCAGCCGCACUCAGCGCCAAGUUUCUCUGCCAAGAUCUACAGCCACGUUUACCCACAGUCUUGCCUGGAUCAGUAAAAUAAAUAUUCUUACUUACCAACCAC
Oryzias latipes (Japanese medaka) is the source of this 1676-nucleotide messenger RNA. The record is from RefSeq and is a predicted model, not a curated record. Lineage: Eukaryota; Metazoa; Chordata; Actinopteri; Beloniformes; Adrianichthyidae.